Messenger RNA from Pyrenophora tritici-repentis Pt-1C-BFP, 336 nucleotides. The record is from RefSeq and is a predicted model, not a curated record. NCBI's taxonomy places the organism in Eukaryota, Fungi, Ascomycota, Dothideomycetes, Pleosporales, Pleosporaceae.
AUGGAAGGCCACAAGUCCCUCGUCUCCCGCACGCGCGACACACUCAUUACCUUCUUCGCCCUCUAUCUCACCACGUUGUUCUCGCUCGACACGUGGGCCGCAGCACGAGGCUCUCCCUACCGGGCACCAGGCACCAACUCGUAUUACCGUCCAGCGACUACCACACCAGGACCGGACAGCUACCAGGCUGGCAUGCAUGGGCGCGGCAACGCGGGCCCGGGCAGUGGCGGCGGAGGUGGAGGUGAAAGUGGAGGGGGACGAAGUGUUGGCAGGGUAGACUCAAGGCCUCCGAUCAAGAUGGGAGGUACAGCCGGCUGUGGUGCUUGCUUGAUCUAG